AUGAAGGUGGCCGCUGCACUCCCAUUUACGCGUCGUAACCAAGAGGCUGUUGCGUUCUCCGACCUAGACUAUUUCACGUCUGAGACAGCCUUUUUGGCAAAUCUUGGGACCAGAGUCACCGGCACGCCAGAGCACAACGUGCUAAUUGACCAUAUCAAGGGUUCACUCGAACUGUUGGGGCUGCCAGUCUACGCACACCAUCUCAACUUUACUUAUAACGAUCAGUUGAUCAGCCCUCCAAAGCUUGUGGUCAAUAAUGCAGAGCUUGAGAUCUCCUCGUAUCUCCCUUACUCAGGAAAUACCGAUUUUGAAGGGCUGACCGGGGAGCUCGUUGACCUGACGGGGUCGAAUGUCAAGGAUAUCAACUGGGCACGGGCAAAAGGUAAGAUAGCCGUUGUCAACAUCACUGGUGGGUUACAAGACUAUCGAGACACACUUGCUCCAUGGGCCGGCCAGCCUGACUGGUAUGUUGCGACAGGCAUACCGCCCACUGUGGCUGAUGCUAGAGUUGGAAACCUCACACAGGCAAGACAGGCUGGUGUCAAAGCGGUCAUCCAUCUAUGGGAGAACAUAUCUACGGGUAGUGCAUUUGGUCAAUACACUCCUUUUAAACGACUUUUUCAGGAUAUGCCAAGUGUGUUUGUCGCGGGUCAGCCAGCCAUGGCUGUGAAAACGGCUAUCAAGGAGAACACGACGGCGACUUUGACAUUGCAAGGUAAAUUACACCCCAACACAACGACCAGGACAAUCUACACAGUCUUUGCAGGUAACAAAUACCCAAAUGAGACUGUGAUCAUCAACACCCACACCGACGGAACCAAUGCCCUGGAAGAAAAUGGAUACAUUGCUAUCAUGAGCUAUGCACGACACCUUCUUGCAAAUCCACCAAAGCGCACUACUGUUCUCGUCUUUCUGACGGGCCACAUGCAUCAGCCAGCCUUCAGCACUCGCGGCCGAGCCAUGCGGCGAUGGCUCGACGAUCAUAUCGAGUUCUGGUCUGGUGGCGACGGUAACAACAUGACCGCAGUAGCGAGCACCUGUGUUGAACACCUCGGCGCACUCGAAUGGGCCGAGGAUCUGUCGAACGACACAUACUUCCCUACAGGUCGAUUGGCCGAUGAAAUCCUGUACGCCAACACCCCGGAGACGCUGGCAAUACUGCAGCAGCACUGGAACGGCGCUCGUGAAGGCUUCCUGCGGGUCAGCAACCCUAUCCCCAAAGGAUUACAAUUCGGUGAGGGUCAACCUCUAACGGAUGUCGGUAUCCCCAAUAUCGCUCUCGUGACUAGUCCGCUUUAUACGGUGGCGGAGAUGCCACGAGACUUUGAUGAGAGGAAAUUGAUUGACAUUCCUGCGAUGAAGAGACAGGUCGACAGUUUCUUCCGUGUUUGGGCAGAUAUGGAUACCUUGGAACGAGAUGCGUUUGGUAUCGUUCCUCCAAUGGUGAGACCUGCUUAG
Molecule: messenger RNA, 1458 nt
Organism: Exophiala bonariae
Lineage: Eukaryota; Fungi; Ascomycota; Eurotiomycetes; Chaetothyriales; Herpotrichiellaceae
Exons: 2
Coding region: 1-1458 (485 amino acids)
Source: RefSeq, a predicted model, not a curated record